GUUUAACCUGUCUUUCUAUGGAUCUCACGUCCCAUCCAUUCCCCUAAUUAUAAUUAUUUUAAUUAUAAUUAGCUUAUAUAUAAUAAUAAUAAUAAUAUCACUUCACAUCAUUCACGAAUCCACAUUACAAUUCAAAACGAACUUGGGAGACUUAAGACUCUCUCUCUCUCUCUAACCCUUAACGCGAAGGAGGGAGACUUAAGAUUUCUCAUCCUCUUCUGGAUCUCCUAGUUGCAAGAUGGUGGUUGCAAAUAAAUAUGUUGUUGAUUUGAAUAAGCCCCUUGUUUUCCAGGUUGGGCAUCUUGGUGAAGCUUAUGAAGAGUGGGUUCACCAACCUAUUAUAAGCAAGGAUGGCCCUCGUUUCUUUCAUAGCAGUUUCUUAGAGGUACUCACGCGCACUGCUUGGUGGGUGAUUCCAAUUGUUUGGGUGCCAGUUGCAUCUUGGUUUAUUUAUAAUUCAUUCAGAUUGGGACUCCCUAUUCAUCAACUCCCUCUUUUCGUAAUUCUUGGAAUUUUCGUAUGGACAUUGGCCGAAUACUUGUUGCACCGUUUUCUUUUCCAUAUUCAAACUAAGACCUAUUGGGCAAAUACCUUGCAUUAUCUUCUCCAUGGCUGUCACCAUAAGCACCCUAUGGAUAGCUUAAGACUUGUUUUCCCACCAACUGCAGCCACUUUAAUAGCCCUGCCGAUCUGGUCCGUAGUGAAGCUUGUAUGCCCUCCUUCAAUUGCUCCUGCUGUGUUUGGAGGCAUUUUGUUGGGCUAUGUAAUGUAUGAUUGUACCCAUUACUACUUGCAUCAUGGUCAACCGAAGAGUGAUGUGCCCAAAAAUCUCAAGAAGUACCACUUGAAUCAUCACUACCGGGUCCAGAACCUUGGCUUUGGCAUCACUUCACCACUAUGGGAUAAGGUUUUUGGAACUGUUCCUCCACCAUCAAAGGCGGAUGCCAAACGUAGAUAAGUUAUAGUUGAGGUUACCAUUUGUUCAUUGGUUAAUUAUAGCAAAUUGUGGAGUUCAGACAUAAAAAGUCAAGAAUUCAUGCUUGUAAUUGUCUAAUUUUCUUUUCUCCUUAAAUUAUGUUUUUUGAGGGUUAAUGCACCAUCUUGUGUCGAACAUUAUGUACAAAUUGAUAAUAUGUAUCAAAUUUAUAUAGUAGAUAAUAACUCUUGCUAGUC
Cicer arietinum (chickpea) is the source of this 1173-nucleotide messenger RNA. RefSeq names its product dihydroceramide fatty acyl 2-hydroxylase FAH2. The record is from RefSeq and is a predicted model, not a curated record. Gene Ontology annotation, molecular function: fatty acid 2-hydroxylase activity; iron ion binding. Gene Ontology annotation, biological process: lipid biosynthetic process; fatty acid metabolic process. Lineage: Eukaryota; Viridiplantae; Streptophyta; Magnoliopsida; Fabales; Fabaceae. Gene Ontology annotation, cellular component: endoplasmic reticulum; membrane.